AUGCCAGCAAUAUCAAAAAGUCUUCAAAUACUGGCAGAGCAAAGAAAUAGUACAAAAAGUAUCUUAUUUUCAAUUCUGAAAGUUUUUUUUUUAGGUUCCUGUCAGCCGGUUCCUGCUGCUCACAUUGACACAACGACAAUUUAUUUCGAUAGGCCAAUAUGGGACGAUGCCGAGUUGAGAAAAGAUCUUCUGGAUUCCGACGAAGAACAUUACUUAGACGGUUCGUCACUUGAUUUGAUUAUUAUUUUUUCCAGUUAAGAAUUUGGCUGAGCGUGCUGAAAAAAAAAUACGUUUGUGAAAAAAAUCAGCGGGCUUACAAAACAACUUUUUGCUUCAAAAAGCAUUGUCAUCUUCCCUGAUUUCAUUUCUUACCUGCGACGUAACUUUUUUUGGCCCCAAGCUGUUUUUUUAGAUCGAACUUCACUGAAAUGUUUUUUUCAGAAAAUUUUUCAAAACUUAAAAACCAAAACAAAAAAAUUUUUUUAAACCUCUCAAACAACGUUUUUUUCUUGAUAUUUGGGCAAUUUGCGAAAUUGAAAGGCUUAUUACUUGGAAACAAAAUCUAUUUGAAGGAGGUUUUUUUCUGUUCUGGAAGUAGGAAUCCUUAAAAGGCAUUUUAUACAAAAUCAAUUGAAAAUACAAUAAGGGAUCAGAAAACGGUCUCUUGUCUGAAGAAGUCAGGGUCGUAGCUUAAAUGAGUUAAAUUGCACAAAAAAAGUUUGAUGUAAUAAAACAAAUAAAACUAAAAAAAACUUUCAGUUCUGGAAUAUUUGAAAAAUUAAUUGAAUAAUUCGUUUAUAUCAAUGUUUCUGAGUUCCAUAUUUUGUGAAAAGUAUUUUAGCGCAGCAUUAGUAGAGUCGACUAAAAGUUAUUACUCCAAACAACUUCCCAGCAUUUUCGAAGCCCAUUUUGAUGAUUUAUUCCAGGUGACCCGCCAUCUUACAUUGGCGACAACGAAUCAGUUCUCGAAGAAAUUAUAAAGUGCGUUGAAAAGCUGUUUUUUCCGAUACAAAUUUUUUAGGUCGACAAAACAUGAUUAUUUUUCUAAUCCACUGGAGCACACACACCAAGAUGAAACUAUUUUAGUAAGCGAUGACGAAUUUGGUAGGAAUUUGAGAAGUUUCAAAAGUCAUUCUACAUUUUCCAGAUUACAGCAACGUUAAUCUGGGACUUCGAAGACAGCAAAGUUAGCAGUUUCUUUCAAAAUUUUUUAGUCAUUCGUUUAGGUGCUGGAAGUCCGGAAAUUGAAAAACGACGACUCGACUUUGCAAACGCCCCGUUUCAAGGAAGCUUGGAUACUUCGUGA
Molecule: messenger RNA, 1306 nt
Organism: Caenorhabditis auriculariae
Lineage: Eukaryota; Metazoa; Nematoda; Chromadorea; Rhabditida; Rhabditidae
Source: the annotation of a GenBank genome assembly